AUGCUCUCGCCGCUACAACAGGCGGCGCCGCCGGUGGUGGCGGCGGCGGCGGCGAGCGGGAGGCCGGUGCUGACGAAACAGGUGAGCCAGAAGAUGAACUGCUUGUGCUCGCCGACGACGCACGCGGGGUCCUUCCGGUGCCGGCACCACCGGGGCGGCGGGGCGUCCCUCCUCCGCAGCGGCGUCUCCGUCGGCUCCGGUCUGUCGGCGUACGGCGGCGGCGCCGCCGACGCCGGAUCCUUCAGCCACAAGCUGGCCGAGCUCGCCGGCGAGGCGGCGGUCUCCGGCAGCGCCACCGUGAGGGUGUGA
Messenger RNA from Spirodela intermedia, 309 nucleotides. The record is from the annotation of a GenBank genome assembly. NCBI's taxonomy places the organism in Eukaryota, Viridiplantae, Streptophyta, Magnoliopsida, Alismatales, Araceae.